Messenger RNA from Caenorhabditis bovis, 1338 nucleotides. Lineage: Eukaryota; Metazoa; Nematoda; Chromadorea; Rhabditida; Rhabditidae. The record is from the annotation of a GenBank genome assembly.
AUGUACAGAGUUAGAAGGGCGACGAAGCGAGUGGCGAUGGGCAACGAGCGAUCAAAUGUGAAAAAUCACAAAACGCAACGUAAAAAGAAGGAAGAGACGAAGCGGAAGGCUCGAAGCAAUUUGAAAAUUGUCGAGCAGGUCGAGUGCACAAUUCAGGAAGAGAAACAUGAGAAGAAGAAGAAGUCGCAACACGCGCAUCUGGCGACGAAUACGAAGCGAGCGCAUUCGACGCCAAAGGAGCCGUUGACGUUGGCGAUGUCGCCGGUCACACUGAGAGCCAAAGAGACGGAGCCGUUGAGCUGCAUGUCGAAUCGGAUCAACGUGACGCCGUCGAACUCGAACACGACGGUUCGGACGGCGACCGAGCCCGGCAGAGAGACGCCACCCGGCGCCAAUGGUACACCAAAAACGGAGAAAUGGUGCGGCGAAGACGCGGCGCGAGCUUACAUCGAUAAAGUCGAUGCGAACAACGCGAAAAAGGAGUUUUACGAUUUGGCGCAAUUGCCGAUCGAUAUUGAUAGUAAAUGUAUAACGUGGAAGAAAAAUAUGAAAAAAAAUCAAAGCGAGAUGUACCCGUGCUUCGACGCGAAUUUGAUUCGCAACACGGCGAAUCCCGACGAGUAUGUGAACGCGACGUCGGUGUCUGUGCCGCAAGUCUCGAAAAACGUGAUAAUGGCGCAAUUUCCGAAAAAGGGCAUCGAUGGGAGUAUCGAAGAGUUUUGGAAGGCGAUUUUUCAGGAAUGCGUGAUGUUGAUUCAUAUUCUCACCGGAAGCGAAGAGUCCAUUGAUUUUUUCCCGCAAACCAGCGGCCAAUAUGAACAUUUUGGCUCAAUGUUCGUCAAUAAUCGGAAGGUCGAGAAAAUCGACACCGAAUCGACGAUGCAUCUCGUCGAGAUCCUACCAACCGGCUUCUCCAACUCGAACAUGUGCAAAAUCAUCAUCCACAACAGUUGGGAGGAGCAAAACGUGCCGGUGAAAUUCAGCAGCACCAUCAAGAGCGUGAUCGACGUGAUCAAUUUCAUCGCGACGUCGCUUCCCGACGAGAAGUGCGCGGUGAUAUCGAAGCACGGCGCCGGACGCGCCGGCUUCUUUGUGGCGCUGACCAGCGUCGUGUCGAGUCUCAACAACAAAGUCGAGCCGCGAAUAUACGAGACGGUGCGAUCGCUUCGAGACCAGCGGCCGCACGCCGUCGACAGUCUCAAACAGUACACAUCGUUGUACCUAUGCCUCAACUACUAUAUCAAGAAGAAAAUUCCGGAGCCGGCGAUAUCGGCGCGAGUCCAGCAAAUCAUUGACGCGUUUCGCGAGAUGCUCACCGGCGCCUCCGUCAUGCAAUAA